AUGGUGCUGAUUUUCAUAGCAAACCAUUUCACGGGUGACAAUCUGCUCGACUGUGACCAGAAGAUACUCCAGGAAAUGGGCAUCAAGAAGGUCGGAGACAGAGUCCGGAUCUACGUUGCCGUCAAACAGCUACGAAACAGAGCCCUCACAUACCGCAAAAAGAAGAACAGAGAUUCAUUGGCUGCCUUGGACGCUUCAAGAUACACACCACCCUCGUCAGAAACUUCCCGGCCGUCAAAUAACAACAGCAGUCGAUACCAACCUUCAGGCCGCCAGUGGUCUCGCAAUGAACCUCCCCAGCACACUUACAACGCUACCAAACCAUCAUCGAGGCCUUCUUCCCCCUUAGCCGAGCCUGACCGCCAGCUCCGGCAGUACCGAUAUAAUGGUGCCAGCCCAAUGGAAUCCAUUCGCCGUGAACAGGGGUCAAACUACUUUGGUGGAUACACUCAUUCGAAUUCCAGCACCUCCAGGCACACCACGACCUCCAAUGACCCCCCUCAGCCUCCCCGGUCCGUGGCCCAUAUCCGCCAGAAUCCCAGCAACGAUGGACUCACCAUAAGCUCGCUACCAACCCAUUCCCCCGUCAUCCGAGUCAUACACACCGGUGGACAGACCAAGGCACUCAACAUCAAGCAGUGCAAGACUGCUGACGAUAUCAUGGUCUCGGUCCUGAAGAAGCUCCUCAUCCCUGAGAGUCACUACAAAAACUACUGUUUCUACGUGCUGGAUGGCCUCGAUCCCAACCCGGCCAACUGCAGACGCAUCUCUGAUGUUGAACUGCUACAGAUAUGUGAUGGAUCUAACCGGUCUGAACGAGGUCGCCUCAUUCUACGGAACAUUCAUGCUGGAGAGCCAGAUCUGGAUGAACUUGAACUUGCUGCCCGUCUGGCCACGGACGAGAGCCAGGUUGCCCACAUGAACGCCAUGAACACAACCAACCUACGGAACCAGAUCAAACUGCAGAAGCUCACCGGGGAGUCCUGGGACCAUCUGCGACAGCCCAUGUCGCCCAUCACCGAUCGUUCACGCGAAGACCACAGGCGUCAACAGCACAACGAUACCGCAGAGCGUGACCAGAGCACCAAGCUACGUUCCUUCUUUGGCGCACGGCCGCCAAGUGAGAUGAUCAUCCACGAGCUCACAUCUUACUUCCCCAGUCACCAGAAGGAAGACAUCGAAAAGACCAUGCGGCUGUCCGUUCGCCGAUCACAGCGCAUGAGCAGAGCCGCGAGCCGUCUGUCCGUCAUGAGUGGUGUCAGCUUAGCCUCGAGCAUGAAGGAUGCUCCGCCUAUCCCCAGCAUCGCAGACACAUGGCUAUCCGCUGGAACACCCUCUAACCCUCCUUCCCGGGCCGGUGGUCGACCCUUGUCCGUCUCCAGGUUUAAUAUCCCCGCAGCAUCUUUCCGAGACUCCAUUGCUUCAUCCGCUCUAGAACCCCUGCAGGAAGAGUCCCCAAUCCAGGACAGCCGCAAGUCCUACGUCUCCUUCGAUGACAAUUCAGAUAACCCUGCCAUCGAAGAGCCGGAACGACAGACUUUCUUGGAUGAGACGCUCAGCGUCACUGCAACUGAUGGCGGCGGCUCCAUGAACGAGCGUCUCAGCAUGAUUGUGGCCGAGGAUGGGGACGAGGUAGACGACGGGCUGGCCGAUUUCCUGGCCGGCAACAACUUCGGCAACAAGAACUGGAUGAAGGGCUCCCUGAUCGGUGAAGGUUCCUUUGGCAGCGUCUUCCUCGCCCUCCAUGCCGUCACUGGAGAACUCAUGGCAGUCAAACAAGUCGAACUACCCUCCGCUACCAAGGGUACCGAAUUCGACCAGAAGAAAAACCUCAUGGUCUCCGCUCUCAAGCACGAGAUUGGCCUCCUUCAGGGACUCCGCCACGAAAACAUCGUGCAGUACCUAGGCACCUCCACAGAUGACCAAUACCUGAACAUUUUCCUCGAAUACGUUCCCGGAGGCUCCAUCGCAACCAUGCUAAAACAGUACAACACCUUCCAAGAACCUCUGAUCCGCAACUUUGUUCGCCAAAUCCUCGCGGGCCUGGAAUACCUUCAUUCACGGGACAUCAUACACCGCGACAUCAAGGGUGCCAACGUCCUCGUCGACAACAAAGGAGGCAUCAAGAUUUCCGAUUUCGGUAUUUCCAAACGCGUCGAAGCAUCCACCAUGCUUGGUUCCGGCGCAAAGGGCCCAUCAAACCAUCUGCACCGUCCUUCCCUUCAGGGAAGCGUGUACUGGAUGGCUCCUGAAGUCGUGCGUCAAACCGCCCAUACCAAAAAGGCCGACAUAUGGAGUCUAGGCUGUCUUGUCGUCGAGAUGUUCAUUGGUGUCCAUCCGUUCCCGGAUUGCAGUCAGUUACAAGCCAUUUUCGCCAUUGGUAACAACCAGGCUCGUCCGCCGCCGCCAGAGAAUGCAAGCAAAGAGGCCAUGGCCUUCCUGGACAUGACCUUCGAAAUUGACCAUGAAAAACGGCCAAGUGCACACGAGUUGUUGAGCAACCCAUUCUUGGAAACUAUUGCUUGA
This is a messenger RNA of Trichophyton benhamiae CBS 112371, 2526 nucleotides long. RefSeq lists its product as uncharacterized. The record is from RefSeq and is a predicted model, not a curated record. Gene Ontology annotation, biological process: protein phosphorylation. NCBI's taxonomy places the organism in Eukaryota, Fungi, Ascomycota, Eurotiomycetes, Onygenales, Arthrodermataceae. The transcript has 2 exons. Bases 1 to 2526 code for a protein of 841 amino acids. Gene Ontology annotation, molecular function: ATP binding; protein kinase activity; protein binding.